Messenger RNA from Penicillium lagena, 1425 nucleotides. Its product is annotated as B-type cyclin nimE. The transcript has a single exon. The record is from RefSeq and is a predicted model, not a curated record. NCBI's taxonomy places the organism in Eukaryota, Fungi, Ascomycota, Eurotiomycetes, Eurotiales, Aspergillaceae. Gene Ontology annotation, biological process: G2/M transition of mitotic cell cycle; regulation of cyclin-dependent protein serine/threonine kinase activity. Bases 1 to 1425 code for a protein of 474 amino acids. Gene Ontology annotation, molecular function: cyclin-dependent protein serine/threonine kinase regulator activity. Gene Ontology annotation, cellular component: centrosome; cytoplasm; cyclin-dependent protein kinase holoenzyme complex.
AUGCAGGCCCGUAGCCUCCGCACCCGAGGCACGAUGAAUGAGAACGAUGAAAACGGGCCUUCGACGCGUCUGACGCGGGCCAAGUCGGCUGCUCUCACUGACAGUGGCGCCACCAAGAAGCCCCUGCAGACCAAGCGGGCGGCCACAACCAACGCCAAUGGGCCCCAACGUCGAGCGAUGGCUCUCAAGGACGUGAGCAACGUCAACAAGGGUGAUGAUGCGGAGACCAAGGUUGGAAAGAAGGGCGCUGUCAAGCCUGGCUUGACCUCCAAGGCGACCACUCAGACGGGAGCGGUUCAGAAGCUCAGCCGUACCAACUCGUCACGAGCGGGGCCUCGAGACAAUGUUGCCAAGAAGACUACCUCAUCCGACAUCAAGCGUUCAGGGAGCGGACCCGGUGCCAUUGGGAGCACAAAGAAGCGGCCCUCGAGCCAAAAGUCGAUCCCGGAGGAACCUGCGCUGGCUGACGAGCCUCCCCGCAAGAAGCUUGACAGCAAGAUCCCCCGCGCCCGGGAUGAAGAGGUUGUUACAGAGAGCAUCGCGUUGGCCCCUGGCGUGAUCGACCUGGAUACUGAGGACCUGGACGACCCCUUGAUGGUUGCUGAAUACGUGGUUGAGAUCUUUGAUUACCUGAAGGACCUCGAGCUGCGGACACUGCCCAAUCCCGACUACAUCGAGCACCAACCUGACCUGGAAUGGAAGAUGCGUGGUAUCCUGGUUGACUGGCUGAUUGAGGUCCACACGCGUUUCCGUCUGCUCCCCGAAACCCUGUUCCUGGCGGUCAACAUAAUCGACCGUUUCCUGUCGGCCGAGGUGGUGGCUCUGGACCGCCUGCAGCUCGUCGGCGUGACGGCCAUGUUCAUUGCCUCCAAGUACGAGGAGGUCCUUUCUCCCCACGUUGCCAACUUCAGCCACGUCGCCGAUGAGACCUUUUCGGACAAGGAGAUCCUGGAUGCGGAGCGCCACAUCCUGGCAACCCUGCAGUAUAACAUGAGCUUCCCCAACCCCAUGAACUUCCUGCGUCGGAUUUCCAAGGCCGACAACUACGACAUCCAGACUCGGACUCUGGGCAAGUACCUCAUGGAGAUCAGCCUUCUCGACCACCGGUUCAUGGCCUAUCCGCAAAGCCAGAUCUCUGGCGCCGCCAUGUACCUGGCGCGUCUUAUUCUGGAGCGUGGACCCUGGGACGAAACAUUGGCCCAUUACUCCGGGUACACAGAGGAGGAAAUCGACCCUGUCUUCCGCUUGAUGGUCGACUAUCUCCACCGUCCUGUCUGCCACGAGGCCUUCUUCAAGAAGUAUGCCAGCAAGAAAUUCCUGAAGGGUGAGUAUCCUCUGGUCCCCUCUUUGGUCAUAACUAACGCGUCUCGCAGCUUCAAUCCUCACGCGUCAAUGGGCCAAAAAGUAUCACCACUUGUACAUUGA